GGCCGGGGAGCGUCUGUCGCUCCCUCCCCAGCAGUCCGCAUCGCCGCGCUCCUCCUCGCCUUCCUGCUGCAGGCCGCACCCGCAGUUAAUUCUUCAGAGAGGUUCUCAAGAAGUAUCAAUGAAAAAUCCAAGGACAUGAAAAUAGUGGGAUCAACUACGUUUCCUGUCAAAGUCUAUGUCAAGUUGAAUCAUGACAGUCCCCGUAUUUUGUGUGUGACAAAUCGGCUACGGGUUUCAGAACUGAUUGAUCCAAUAUUCCAGUGGCAUGGACCAAAUGGUGACAUGGUUGCAGAAAAUAGCAGUGUGAAAAUAACACCCACAGGAACCCUAAUAUUCAGACAUUUCAAAUACGACAUGAGUGGAGUUUAUACCUGUUCCAUUGUAUAUAAACCAACUGCAGAGCAGAGUGAAAAAAACUACUUAAUCAAAUAUGUGAUUUAUGCUUAUUCUGAUCCCGACUAUUACUACGAAUUUACAGCCCGAUAUCACUCAGCGCCCUGCAAUAGUAUCUACAAUGUUUCUUUUGAGAAAAAGUUGCUUCAAAUACUAGCCAAACUAGUUGCUGAACUUUCUUGUGAGGUUACUUUAGUUCAGUCAGAGUGCCAUCAUGUUAAAAUGCAGAAAGCAGGUCUGCAAAAUGAAAUCUUCUUUACUUUUAGAGUUUCUUCCUUCGAAGAAAACAAACCAAAGAAUCGCUGUCAGAAAAACACUUGUGAUAAAACUAAAAGAUUAAACAAGGCAAAAGAUCUUAUAGCGAAAUUUUUUAAAGAACAAGUGGAAGUGCUGGGAAAACGUGCUAAUCCAUUGCCUGAAAUAUACUACAUUGAAGGCACUCUACACAUUGUAUGGGUUAAUCACUGCCGCCCAGGAUUUGGAAUGAACUCUCUGAUACAUCCAGAUUGUCCUGAUUGUUGUGUUAUCUGUAGCCCAGGAACAUACAAUCCCAGUGAAGGAGUUCAUUGUCUUCUGUGCAACAGGACUUUGACAUAUGGAGCAACAAAAUGUUAG
Molecule: messenger RNA, 1008 nt
Organism: Alligator sinensis (Chinese alligator)
Lineage: Eukaryota; Metazoa; Chordata; Crocodylia; Alligatoridae
Gene: ZPBP
Product: zona pellucida binding protein
Exons: 8
Coding region: 136-1008 (290 amino acids)
Biological process (GO): binding of sperm to zona pellucida; acrosome assembly
Cellular component (GO): acrosomal vesicle; zona pellucida receptor complex; extracellular region
Source: RefSeq, a predicted model, not a curated record